Lodderomyces jiufengensis is the source of this 561-nucleotide messenger RNA. RefSeq names its product mitochondrial 54S ribosomal protein bL32m. NCBI's taxonomy places the organism in Eukaryota, Fungi, Ascomycota, Pichiomycetes, Serinales, Debaryomycetaceae. Gene Ontology annotation, cellular component: mitochondrial large ribosomal subunit. Gene Ontology annotation, molecular function: structural constituent of ribosome. The transcript has a single exon. Bases 1 to 561 code for a protein of 186 amino acids. Gene Ontology annotation, biological process: translation. The record is from RefSeq and is a predicted model, not a curated record.
AUGUCCCUUGCACUAAGAUUUGGCUCUGUGACGUCUCCACAAUCAAUAUGGGGUGCUUUACCAAGAAUACUACCACAAAUUAGUAUACGAUUAGUACCUAAUAACCAAACAGAUCCAAGAUUAUCAGAAUUACAAGACCAAUUAGAAAAUUCAGAAGAACCACCUUUUAUGAUAGAUAAUGGAACCAUUUUAAAAGCAGCACCAAAAAAGAAAAUGUCAUAUAGAAGAAAAAGAGUAAAAUUAUAUACACCUGGAAAUAAACAAAUUCAACCAUUAAAUAAUAUAGUUAGAUGUCCAGCUUGUGGAGCAGUAAAAAGAUCUCAUUUUAUGUGUAUGAAUUGUUUUGGAGAAAUUAGAACUUUCUUAAAGAAAUUAAAAAGACAAGAUGGACUUAUUAAGGAUGUUGAAAAUCCUCAAUCUGAUUUAAAUCCAAUUGAUGAAAGAAUUAUUUAUCCUGGUAAACAUGAAAAUGAUCAUCAAAGAGAAUUAAGAAAAAAAGAAUGGAUACCAAAAAGAGAAUCGGCUCUUUUGUAUGAAAGAGGUCACUUGAAGAAAAACUAA